AUGGCCACCGAGGCCCAGGUUUCCCAACAGUCAUCCACACCUCCCGUGACCGGUGCCAUUGCUUCGGAAGUUGCUGCGAUAUCCAGACCAGCAUGGAGGCCUCCUCCUCCCGUCCAGGCGAUGUUGUACUCGUUCCCCUCGAUGGAACCCCUUCGUUUUGUCGAAUAUUCCCCGGAACAUCUCUCUAUGCCUCUUCGACGUGACAUCCUUCACCGAGCCAUCGUGUACGAGGGUGACAAGACUCGCCAAGGAACGGCCAGCACGAAAUGGAGAGACGAGGUGCAUGGCAGUGGUCGAAAACUUUAUCCCCAGAAGGGAACUGGUAGGGCACGAGUGGGAGACAAGAAGUCUCCGAUUCGCAAAGGAGGUGGUGUCGCCUUUGGUCCUAAACCGCGAGAUUUCUCUACGGGGCUCCCGCGGAAGAUCUACGAUAAGGCGUGGCGGAUUGCUCUGAGCUAUCGGUUCAGACGGGGGCAGCUGAUCAUUGUGGACGGCAAGAUCUCGCUACCAGAGGGCGCAACUCCUUACUUGAUCAAAAACAUCUUCAAGAGGAACUCCUGGGGUCACGAACACGGGAGAUCCACCCUCAUCACAGACGUCAAGGACGACGAGCUGUUUGCGACGGUCAGUGAGGUUUCGGAGCACGCUAAGAUCCUGGACCGGGAGGAUGUGGAUGUGAAGGAUCUGCUGGAGACGGGCAGGCUGAUCAUUGAAAAGAAGGCGUUGGAUAAGAUUCUGGCCCAGCAUUCGAGGGAUUUGAGGAAGGAGCCUGCCAAGGCUAAGUACGAUUGA
Molecule: messenger RNA, 792 nt
Organism: Rasamsonia emersonii CBS 393.64
Lineage: Eukaryota; Fungi; Ascomycota; Eurotiomycetes; Eurotiales; Trichocomaceae
Exons: 1
Coding region: 1-792 (263 amino acids)
Biological process (GO): translation
Cellular component (GO): ribosome
Molecular function (GO): structural constituent of ribosome
Source: RefSeq, a predicted model, not a curated record